AUGGCGUCUCUCGGCCGCUGCCGAAGAUCUAUCAUCAACCAAAAGUCAAACGUCUUGCACAGAAAAGCACCACAACCACCAACCCAACGGCUUUUCCACUGCUCAUCCCAGUCACGCAGCAACACAUACUCAAACGCCAACAUGACGUCACAACCAAAAUCCCCAGAGGCAUGGUCGCCAACCAAGUACCUCGCCUUCAACAACGAGCGCAUGAAGCCAGUCCUGGACCUCCUCCACAACCUGUCCAAGUACGACAUGAACGGCAAGCGCAUCGUCGACAUGGGCUGCGGGCCAGGAAACUCGACGCAGGCCAUCUCGCUGACCUGGCCCGGCGCCGACGUCACCGGCGUCGACUCCUCGGAGCCCAUGCUCGAGCGCGCCCGCGCCGACGUCGCCCAGGCCGAGAGCACAGCCUCGCGCAGGAUCCAGUUCGAGCAAGGGGAUCUCGCCACGUGGAUGCCAGGCGACGGCGAGGCAAGCGCCGUCGACCUCUACUUCUCCAACGCCGCGUUCCACUGGCUGCGCAGCACGGAGCGCAUCCCCGCCGUGGUCAAGCUGUUCCGCUCGCAAAAGCCCGGCGGCGUCUUUGCCUUCCAGAUGCCCGACAACUACGACGAGCCGUCGCACGCCCUGAUGCGCGAGGUCGCCCUGCUGCCGGGCAGAGCCUGGACCGACAUCUUCCUCGAGGUCGGCGUGGGUUACCACGGCGCGCUGCCCAAAAGCGUGCGGGACGCCGGCGUCAUGGCGUCGCGGCCCGACCUCGACCCCAUCGAGCCCGCGGAGGAGUACUACGACGCCUUCAUGCCGCACGCCGCCGCCGUGGAGAUUUGGAAGACCACCUACUCGCACGUGCUACCCAGCGCCCGCCACAUCGUCGCCUGGGUCGAGAGCUCCGGGCUCAUGCCGUACCUGUCCAUGCUGCCGACCGACGCCAUGAAGGAUGAGUUCAAGGCAGAGUAUCUGGACCGUGUCGCGAGGGCAUACCGCACGACCUACGACGGCAAGGUAAUUUUGAGAUAUCCAAGGCGCUUCCUUGUUGCACAGCGAAAGUAG
This is a messenger RNA of Pyricularia oryzae 70-15, 1053 nucleotides long. RefSeq names its product trans-aconitate 2-methyltransferase. Lineage: Eukaryota; Fungi; Ascomycota; Sordariomycetes; Magnaporthales; Pyriculariaceae. Gene Ontology annotation, molecular function: trans-aconitate 2-methyltransferase activity. The record is from RefSeq and is a predicted model, not a curated record. The transcript has a single exon. Bases 1 to 1053 code for a protein of 350 amino acids.